CAUAAAUUGUCCAAGCGCAUGGAAGGUUUAACAUAGUAACACGAUUACUUCUUAGGUCAAAAUUCUUUGCGAUUAAGACCAUCGGUAACGUACCCGUUUAAAUUCUACGUCGUAUAAAAUAUUUGCGAAAGCGCUUUUUCUCGCCCUCUAUAAUGGCGCAGUUAUCGGUGUCACUAAUUAUCUGGACAUUUUUGUUAUGUUUGAAAAUGGAUGUGAUUUCCUGUGUGAUCCAAGUUUACCGAACUGAAUCCGGCAAUGCAUCACAAGAACUGGUGUACACGGUACCAAAUGAUUACCAGUUGCUUGCUGGACAGCUAGACACGCAUCGUCCGGUGUACCUCAUAGUUUCCGAAUCCAACAACUCCAACAGUUCGGUUGGAGUAGCUGAUUUUCAGCAUGCAACAAAUCAGAGCGUUCCUCAGUUUGUUUUGUUAAGCGAUUUCACUGAAUGCUCAACAGAUGCCGAGUUCGCUGCCAGGAUUUUAAACGUGCAGAACAAAGGUUACGACGGUGUUCUCAUUUAUUGCAACACCUCUAUUAACCGCACACGAACGGGAAACAGUAAUUGGCAAAGAUGUUCCCAUUUCCUCGGGCCUGAUUCCUUCCCUAUAAUGGCUGUUAUUCGAAAUCAGACCAACAUCGCUGUGCACCUCGUCACCCCUAUGGAAGCUGCCGAACUGAAGCGUUUUGGAUUUACGGAUGACCUUUCCCAAAUCCGGUACACUCUGAAUUUUACGCUCGCCACUCCCAGUUCUCGGGUAAAUACUUCCGCAUUCAUCCAGUUGAAAGACAUCAUCAACCGGACAAGGUCGAGCAUUUCGCAAUACCGGAAUUUAUAUCCCGGAAUUUCUGCUAGUUCAUCCCGUACUUUGGAUAGCCAGGAUUGGUACAACAGAGAUGUUGCAUCGAGGUCGUCUGAAGUCGUCGUUUCGAGGUGGACGCCGCCGGUAACAACCCCAGCAACUUCGUACCGGGUCUAUCGACGCAGCUACAGUGGAAGCUGGGAGUACUCUUUAUUAGCGGUGAUAGCUGGCAUCUUCGGCCUCGUGAUUCGGUGCUGCUGCUGCGUUAGAAAACAGCGCAAGAUCUUCAGGAAUUCGCGGCGUUCCCAACGCUUAACCGAUGAGGAAAUCGCCGAGAUAUUAGCUAUUCGAGAAAUCAUUGUACGGAGACUCAUAGCGCGCCUCGUCGCGGAAGCGGAAGCUGAAGAAGCCGCGGAACAAGAACACCGAGCUGCCAACGGCACGCCCUUAACGGAAGCCGAAAUGGAACGUUUGGGCCAGGUGGAGGCCACCGAGGCAUUGGAUGACUUGUGUCCUACAUGUCAACAGAAUUUUACAGAGGGCGAGUUCAAAGUUGUUCUGCCGUGCAACCACGCUGGUCAUAAAGCAUGUCUGGCGACUUGGCUAACAACCUAUUCAAGAAACUGCCCAGUGUGCCGGCAAGCCGUUGAAUAUUCUGAUGUUGUUAACUCCGCGAAUAUGCCUGCCACAAAUACGGAGUUUACAGUCUAUAUCGACGUAUGAGACUGUAUGAGCACAUUUUUAUUCGGGUUGCAAGUGCUACGCCAAUCGUCACUAAUCAAGUUAUGAUUGCGGAGUCUGCUUGUUUGAUCUCAGAUACGGAGCCUCCAUAGAAUUUCUUAACGGGCUUGAAAGAGUCAGUGCCAAUACUGGAUCAUGUACACCACGUAUUCAGUGGCUUAUUACCUAUUUGUCAUACUUUUUGCGAUUAUCUUCAUCUUUCAACUUGAACGCAUCAUUCGCUUUUGUGAUGUUGUUCGAAUUCAAUUACUGUUCAACGUUCUUCGAAUUUUGCGGUCCAUAUAUUGUGUAUACGUUUUACAUCUAUAAGGGUGUGCUUAUACGGAAAAAGUGGUCGUUA
Molecule: messenger RNA, 1884 nt
Organism: Paramacrobiotus metropolitanus
Lineage: Eukaryota; Metazoa; Tardigrada; Eutardigrada; Parachela; Macrobiotidae
Exons: 7
Coding region: 153-1526 (457 amino acids)
Source: RefSeq, a predicted model, not a curated record